AUACUGUAUCUACUCUCAGGUUGUUUCAGCGCCCUGCGACUGAGUAAUAUACUCUACCCAGGCUGGAAAUCUAAAGAGGUUAAUUCGGCUGACUCCUCCCAGCGUUGCCAUUUCUCGUAUUGAUAAUCACACCACUUUUGCUUCGCCUUAAAAGUGAGAGGGCAGCUCGCGAGCACCGGAAAACCGCGAGGAGCUGUCUCCGUUACGCAUGGUGCUGAAAGUGCCACUCGCCGCAUCAUGUGGUCGGUCUUUUUUGUCUUUCUGUCUUAUCUUGACAGGAACUUCGUCAAGGGCGACCUCCUGAGUCGCGCUUUGGACGCAGAGAAGGAGAGCAAAGAGAUGUUCUCUAUGCUCAACGGCACCUUUUGCGCCAAAAUGUCAACCGUGCGGGAGAGCUUCCUCUACCAGGUGUCAGACGGAGCCGAAGUGGUGCGAUCCGUGGUCAGCCCCGCCGGAAGGCUUGGGAACUGUUCUGUCAUAGCGAACCAGAUGCAGGUGAAGUCGUUCAUGCACGAGUGCAGGUUGUGGCUGAAAGAAAACAGAGGCGGGCGGCAGCUGGAGACGCGCUUUGUGCACAUGGAUGAAGCCAAGCUGAUGUGCCGGGAGUUUAAAGAGAGGUCGGAGAGCAGAGGCAAGGUGAAGGGGGGUGGCAGUGAUGACUCUGCGCGGCGGGACAAGGUUUUAAAAAGAUCCAAGAGAGGCUUCACUUAUCCUGGGACCCUAUGGUGUGGAGCUGGAAACAUGGCUGAUCAUUAUGGCCAGCUGGGAGAUUUUGCAGAGACCGACAGCUGCUGCCGUAUCCACGACCACUGCCCUCACGUCAUCCACCCCUUCUCCUCUAACUAUGGCCACACCAAUUUCAAGUGGCACUCCAUCUGUCUUUGUGACUGUGAUAAUGCGUUGAAAGGUUGCCUGAGGAACGUCAACGACACAUCUUCCAGGGUAGUUGGUCAAGCGUUCUUCAACGUCAUUGGUGUGCCUUGCUUUGAGCUUGCCUAUGAAGAUCAGUGUGCAGAGCGGCACUGGUACGGCAUGUGUAAGCGUUAUGAGAAGUUUCCCAUUGCUGUGCUGAAAGAGGCGGUCCCAUAUGAUUUUGGUGGUAUCGACGUCAUUGAUGAGCUGACGGUGGCUCCUUCCAAGAAGGAAGAGUCCAAGAAGAACAAAGAAGAAGAGAAACCAGACAGUACAACACAGUCUACAAUGUCAGGCCCUGAGGAGCCUUCUCUUAGAAAUGUUGUCACCGCUGCCGAGGACUUCAUCAAGGUCCUCGCUACCGUCUCCACCUCUCAAAGCUCCACCACCGACUCCAAUAAAGGCGAGACGCAAAGCUCUGAGAAGAAGAAGAGGAAGAACCCAGGGAAGAAGAAGAAAACCACCAAAAAGCAAAAAGGAAAGAGAAAGGGAAAGGGGAGGAAAAGAAAGCAGAAAGCAGAGGAAGGGGCUGCAGUUUCACCCUCUGGCAGCAAAGCAGAAGAAGUCAUCGCUCUAAGUAACUUCAUCGGGGAGUCACACAAACACAAAAUGCCAAUUAGAAACACAAACAGAGUCGAUGACAGAGAAUAUAAGCUGGAAGGAAAAGACGAGCCUUUUAAUGAAGUCAUGAAAGAUGAACCAGCGCUAGAUAAGGACACCGUUUCCAUUACGUCACCUACAACAGUCCAGAAGAAACCAGCGGAGUCCACAGAAGAAAUCACUCCGUCUACGUUAACAACCACGACAACUGUUAGUCCACAUGAAGGACACACCAGAAGGCUCAGAAAGGGAGUGAGAAAGAAGAGCAAGAAAAUCUCUCUUCCUCCUUCUGCAGAGCUUGAAACGAACACAACAGACCACUUAAGAGCCGUUUCUUCCCCCACCAUUAUCACCAAAACCCCAACGGCACAGCCUGAGCAACAAAGCUCUGUUGUCAGCACUGCCAGUACCCCCAUUAUAAUCCCCAAAGUCAAAAGGAACAGGUCAAAGGAGAGAGGAGACAGAGAGGGGAGGAAAAAAAGGACGAAACUCAGCUCGGCUUCUUCCAUUGUGGCCGCUGCCCAUGAAAAUUCCUCCGUGGACAGUAUGAAAGUGAUCCCUCUCACUGCGGCUCCCACCGUACCAUCGGUGCCCAUCACAGAGCAGAAGGUUUCACACAGGAUGGAUGUUUACAGAAGUAACAAGACCGACAAAGGUACGGCUCUGAACUUUAGUGUUUUGAAAAGGCAAAAGCCGAAAGGAUCGAGAAGCAGAAGGAGGAAAACUCUUCUCAACGGCUCUGAAAAUGUGAUUCCUAUUCUUACAACUCAAGAGAAGAGUGAUGCACUGAACAGCCCUGCAACCACUUCUGCAGGAGAAACAGACAGUCACAGUGAAUGGAGGCUUUUUACAGCUAUCACAGCAGCCCCUUCUAUCAUUACAAAACGACACAGGCAGACAAUCAGACAGCAGAGAAAGCAAGGAAAGAAAGCCAUGGCUGCUUCUCUCAAAGAUGAAGCUUCUAUCCCUAAACAAACUGAGCAAACACCAAUGACUUUUACAUCCACACCACCCAAAGUCACCACCACUGAAGAGCUCAAUCUGCAGAUCAAUGAAAAGCCCCGCGGGACCACCUCAGCAACUCCCAUCAUGAGUCCAAUUCUGUUAUCAAUUGAGAGAGCAAAAGCACAGUUCACCAGGAAGAAGAGGAGGAAAGCAGCACUGCCUGUUAGACAGCAGUGAGCCAUGUGGUGCAACAGGAUAGGCUGAAAGAAAACUUAGCUGGCUAGACUAGCUCCUGUCAAUCAGAUAAACUUCUACAUCAAAAUAUUUACAGAAUAAUCUUUUCUGCUUCAGAAAUGGAAAUAAAUCACGUUUGAUUGUAAUGUGAGAAUCAUGUUUUGUCAUACUUUUUUCUGCAUGUCUAUAAUAAAAUUGAUGAAUGAUUAGCCUAUGUGAAUGUAUCUGCCAGUGCCGAUGUUUAUAUCUAGUGAUGGAAUAAACAAAAUAAACAAAA
Messenger RNA from Anarrhichthys ocellatus (wolf-eel), 2968 nucleotides. It is a transcript of the gene proca1, whose product is annotated as protein interacting with cyclin A1. The transcript is spliced from 4 exons. Gene Ontology annotation, biological process: phospholipid metabolic process; arachidonate secretion. The record is from RefSeq and is a predicted model, not a curated record. The coding region runs from base 238 to 2694 and encodes 818 amino acids. Gene Ontology annotation, molecular function: A2-type glycerophospholipase activity. Lineage: Eukaryota; Metazoa; Chordata; Actinopteri; Perciformes; Anarhichadidae.